Messenger RNA from Neurospora tetraspora, 3751 nucleotides. RefSeq lists its product as uncharacterized. Gene Ontology annotation, molecular function: 5-oxoprolinase (ATP-hydrolyzing) activity. Gene Ontology annotation, biological process: glutathione metabolic process. The transcript is spliced from 3 exons. The coding region runs from base 443 to 3607 and encodes 1054 amino acids. Gene Ontology annotation, cellular component: cytosol. Lineage: Eukaryota; Fungi; Ascomycota; Sordariomycetes; Sordariales; Sordariaceae. The record is from RefSeq and is a predicted model, not a curated record.
GCGAAAAAGAAGGCAGAUGACAAGUCUACAAGUAGCUGGUCGCCCUUAUCUGAUGAUCAGAUAAUCGCGCAUCUCCACUUUAAACUCCUCUUUUAGGGAUUGGCGCAUGUUGAUGUGGGGCAAACCGCCGACGACGUUCACGAAUGUCUCCAUUCCCCCCACCUUGAAGACACCUCCGGCCGGCCGACAUGCGUCAUAACCAUCAUGUCCAUCUUCUUGAUGGGCUCAUGAUCUUUUCCUUUUGAAUCCUUCUCCAUUCAUUGCCUCUCCGACACCAGCGAAGUGUCUUGGUUUGACGACAAACGGACGCUUUCAUCACUUCAUCAACCACUCCUGCUAACCUAAAGUUCCAUCUCCAAUUUCCACACUCGCCCCUGGCACAUCCUCUCAAGUCACUUUCAACCAGGCACCUCACAAAGACAGUUAACACAACCAAAAAAAAAUGACCUCCCAACCCUCAACCCGCCGCCUCCGCAUCGGCGUCGACGUCGGCGGCACCAACACCGACGGCGUCAUCCUUGACCCCUCUUUGGUGGCCUCUGGGCCCUCCAAGGGCAUCCUAGCCCACCACAAGACCGCCACGACGCCCAACCCCAGCGACGGCAUCAUCACCGCCAUUACCACCAUGUUCACUCAAGUUGAAGCCACCCACGCCGAUAUCCGUCCCCAGGACGCCAUCGCCAGCGUCACCAUCGGCACCACGCACUUCGUCAACGCCGUCAUCGAGCGGGACCCCUCCCGUCUCUCGCGCGUCGCCGUCCUCCGUCUGUCCGGCCCCUUCUCCAAGCACGUCCCGCCCUGCGUGGACUGGCCCGAGGACAUGCGCUCGUUGAUCCUAGGCUACCACGCGCGCGUGAAGGGCGGGUUGGAGGUAGACGGGUCGUUGAUCAGCGAUAUUGACGAGGCCGAAAUCGUGGAGCAAUGUGAAGAAAUCCGCAAGCGCGGUGGGAUCAAAGCGGUGGUGGUUAAUGGCGUGUUUAGUCCCAUUGAUACCACCCACAAACAGGAGGAGAGGGCGGCAGAGAUUGUCAGGCGGGAAUUAGGUGGGCAAGAAGUGGAUGUGGUGUGCUCGAAGGAGGUGGCGAACUUGGGGUUUUUGGAACGGGAGAACGCGGCGGUUUUGAAUGCGAGUAUAUUGAGGUUUGCGAGGCGGACGAUUAGGGAGUUUAGGGAGGCGGUGAGGAGGUUGGGACUGAAGGGUGUGCCGGUGUUUAUUACGCAGAAUGAUGGGACGAUUUUGAAGGGGGAGAAGGCGGCGGAGUUGCCGAUUAAGACUUUCUCGAGUGGACCGACGAAUAGUAUGAGGGGAGCGGCGUUUUUGGUGCAGGGCAUGGAGGAGGGUGGGAAGAAGGAGGUCGGACAGGGAGAGGGAGAGGCGAUGAUGGUGGUGGAUAUCGGUGGGACUACCACUGAUGUUGGGUUGUUAUUGCCUAAUGGGUUUCCGAGACAGCAGGCUGCUUAUAGCGAGUUGGCAGGUGUGAGAAUGAACUUCUCAUGCCCAGACAUCAGAAGCAUCGGUCUCGGCGGCGGUUCCAUUGUCCGAAAGGGCAAAGACGGCAUCACCGUCGGGCCAGACAGUGUAGGCUACAGGAUCAACAAGGAAGCUCUGCUCUUCGGCGGAAGCACGCUUACCACAACGGACUGCACCGUGCUCGCCAACCCAGAUAUCACCAGCAUAGGCGACGCCAGCCUUGUCAAAGACGCACUGACCGAGGCCGAGACCCAGCAGUUCCAGGCCAUCGUCAAGAGCAAGAUCGAGAAGAUAAUCGACAACAUGAAGACUUCACCAGAGAACUUGCCAGUUAUUCUUGUCGGCGGUGGUGCAGUCAUUGCUCCUGAUGAGCUCCAAGGUGCAAGCAAGGUCCUCAAGCCCCGAUGGUCCGAGGUUGCGAACGCGAUAGGAGCUGCCAUUGCUCGCGUCAGUGCUGUUGUGGACACCAUCAAGUCGACCGAGACGAAGACGGAGAAUCAGUUCUUGGAGGAGAUCAAGAAGGAGGCUAUCGAGAGAACCAUUGCAGCUGGUGCUUCGCCCGAGUCUGUCGAGGUCGUUGAGAUUGAGAUGCUGCCUUUGCAGUACGUCGAGAACAAAACUCGUUUCAUCGUCCGCGCAGCCGGCGACUUUGACUUCACACGAUCAGAUUUGUCAAGCGACGACGAGGAGGAGGCAGUCCCAUCAGAGGCCUUGGAGCAGGACUCCUCCAAGCAACAACCCCUUACAGAGAAGACCAAGCCUCAGACACAACCAGCAGAAGUCGAUGUCCUAACCUACACCCCCACCGUCCUCAACCGCAUCUGGCACAUCUCCGAAACAGAUCUCACCUUCAUCUCCACAGGCUGCUACAUCCUCGGCACCGGCGGCGGCGGCUCGCCCUACGCCUCCAUGAUUCUCCUCCGACAACUCCUGCGCUCCGGCGCCUCGGUACGGGUCGUCUCCCCUGCGGACGUGCCCGACACCGCCGCCGUCGGCUGCGGCUGCGGCGCCGGCUCGCCGACGGUGAGCAUCGAGAAGCUGCAAGGCGAUGAGAUGAUGCAAGCGCAGACGGAGCUGUACAAAGCCUUAGCCUCCGGUCAGGGUGGUAAAGCAACGCACAUGAUCGCCCUCGAAAUCGGCGGCGGCAACGGUCUCCAAGGCAUGACGCUCGGCGCCAGCACCAACAUGAACAUCCCCUGCGUCGACGGGGACUGGAUGGGGCGGGCGUACCCGACCAAGUGGCAGACGACGCCCGUGGUAUUCAACGAGCGGUCGCCCAUCUGGAGCCCCAUCGCGGUCGCAGACGGGAAUGGGAACGUGUUGGUGAUGCCCAAGGCGGCGUCGGAUGCCGCCGUGGAAAGGAUCAUUCGUGCAGCGCUGAGCCAGAUGGGCAGCCAGGUGGGCGCGGCUGAUCCCCCCGUGACGGGCGCGGAGAUGAAGAGGUGGGUGGUGGAGAACACGGUGUCGCAGGCGUGGAGGCUGGGGAGGGCAGUGGCGAGGGCGAGGGCGAUGAAUCGGUUGGAUGAGGUGGCGGAGACGAUUGUGGAGGAGUGUGGUGGGGGCAAGAAGGGGGCAGCCAAGGUGUUGUUCAAGGGGAAGAUUGUGGGUGUUAGGAGGACGUUGAGGAUGGGGCAUGUUUAUGGGGAGUGUGUUAUUGAGGGGACGGAUGUGUCGGAUGGUGCUACUACAACAACAGGCGGUGAGAAGAGAACAAGGGGACAACUUGGAGGUCAAGGUGUUGGUGGGGAGGAGGACUUCACUGGCAAGAGGAUCAAGAUCCCGUUCAAGAACGAGAACAUUGCUGCUAUCCGUAUACCGGAGGAUGAUGGUUCUAACGAUGACGAUAACGACGAGAAGAAGUUGGAGAAGCAAGAGGAUGUGCUGGCGAUCGUGCCGGACCUGAUAUCGGUUAUCGACGCUCAAAGCGGUGAAGCCGUGGGCACUCCGGAGUAUCGGUAUGGCUUGCUGGUCAUUGUUCUCGGAAUCGCCGCUUCAGACAAGUGGACGGGGUCACAGAGAGGCAUCGAUCUUGGUGGUCCCAAAGCUUUCGGCUUUGACCACCUGAAGUACGAACCGCUGGGCAGGUUCGUGAAGCCGGUUAGUGUCAUUGAUGAGUUUAAUAGGUCGAUCGAGUAAGGACAUGAGUGCUACUGAGGUAGUCCUUCCAUGCUCUAUCUAUGGUGUACUUGUAGAUCUCAAAUCUCUACUUAGAAGUGGAGAUCUGCCAGGUUAGUCCCGGCUGUAGAUCAGAUGAAAAAGAUGGGCUCGACUGAUUCAGGC